UUACUCAUUCAUCUUCUUUCUCAUAGUCCAUCAUUUGUGAUAUUAGUUCUAACAAUGUUAUCACUAGUACUUCUCCUUGCUCUAUGCUUAAUUCUUCCUCUCCUAAUCUUCUUCCACAAACACAAAACCACUAAACAUUUUCCACCUGGUCCUAAAGGCCUUCCCAUAAUAGGAAAUCUUCACCAACUAGACCUCCUUAAUAUUAGUGUUCAACUUGCAGACUUUUCAAAAAUAUAUGGUCCUAUAUUUUCACUUAAACUUGGUUCAAGACAAGCUAUUGUAGUUUCUUCAUCUGAAAUUGCCAAAGAAAUUUUUAAAAAAAAUGACCAUACGUUUUCUGACAGACCUCAAUUAUAUAGCCAACAAAAAUUAUCUUAUAACGGAUCAGAAGUUUUAUUUUCACAAUACAAUGAAUCUUGGAGAGAUAUAAGAAAAAUUUGUGUUAUUCAUAUUUUUAGUUCCAUACGUGUAGCAUAUUAUUCUUCCAUAAGAAACUUUGAGGUGAGGAAACUGAUUAAAAAAAUAUCAGAAAAUGCUAAUUCUUCAAGUGUUACAAAUAUGAGUGAGGUAUUGAUAUCUCUUGCAAGUUCUCUAAUAUGUAACAUUGCUUUUGGAAAAACCUUUGAAAAUGAAGGACCUGAGAGUAGUAGUAGGUUUCCUGAAAUGUUGCAUGAGUUUCAAGCUUUGCUAGCAGAAACUUUUGUUGCUGAUUAUAUUCCAUUUACGGGUUGGAUUGAUAAAGCGAGAGGAUUGCAUGGUCGUCUUGAUAAAAUUUACAAGGAGUUUGAUAAGUUUUAUCAAGAGAUUAUUGAUGAACAUUUGGAUCCAAAUAGAGAACAUGGAGAUGAAGAGGUUAUUGUUGAUGUUUUAUUGCGAUUGAAGAAAGAACGUUCUCUUCCUUUUGAUAUCACUUUUGAUCUCAUCAAAGGAGUCCUCAUGGAUAUGCUUGUAGCUGCAACAGAUACCUCAUCAGCCACAUUAAUUUGGUUUAUGCUUGCGCUAAUAAAAAACCCAAGAGUAAUGAAAAAGGUACAAGAAGAAAUUAGGAGUGUGGGAAGAAAAAAAGAUUUUAUUAAUGAAGAUGAUAUUAAAAAUUUUCCUUAUUUAAAAGCAGCGAUUAAAGAAACAUUAAGAAUGAAUCUACCAUCUCCAUUGCUUGUGCAAAGAGAAGCACGUGAAAAGUGUACUUUAAGUGGAUACGAAAUUCCAGCCAAGACAAUAUUGUAUGUGAAUGCUUGGGCUAUUCAGAGAGACCCUAAUUUUUGGAAAAAUCCUGACGAAUUUUAUCCCGAGAGAUUCCUAGAAAGUUCUUUAGAAAGUUCUAUAAAUUUUACUGGACAAGAUUUUGAACUAAUACCUUUUGGAGCUGGUCGUAGAAUUUGUCCUGGUAUAACCAUGGGAGUUGCUUUCUUGGAACUUGUUCUUGCUAAUCUUCUCUAUUCAUUUGAUUGGGGAUUGCCAGAUGGGUUAAAAAAGGAAGAUAUUGAUUAUGAAAUGUUGCCAGGGAUCACUCAACACAAGAAGAAUCCUCUUUGUCUUGUUGCUAAAAUUCCUAUGUAAUGCAUCUCUUUAGAGUAACUUUGUUUGUUUAUCGUUUAAUAUGUUAUGUUUAUUGGGUUUUUUGUAUUGUGUUUUGUUGGUUUAUCGUUUAAUAGGUUAUGUUUAUUGGGAUUUUUGUAUUGUGUUAUCUUUAAAUUUUUAAAUAAAAGCAUUAUUUAGUUUUUAUGCUUCAA
Lathyrus oleraceus (garden pea) is the source of this 1733-nucleotide messenger RNA. Its product is annotated as cytochrome P450 83B1. NCBI's taxonomy places the organism in Eukaryota, Viridiplantae, Streptophyta, Magnoliopsida, Fabales, Fabaceae. The coding region runs from base 55 to 1560 and encodes 501 amino acids. The record is from RefSeq and is a predicted model, not a curated record. The transcript is spliced from 2 exons. Gene Ontology annotation, molecular function: oxidoreductase activity, acting on paired donors, with incorporation or reduction of molecular oxygen; monooxygenase activity; iron ion binding.